This is a messenger RNA of Solanum tuberosum (potato), 762 nucleotides long. Its product is annotated as ankyrin repeat-containing protein At3g12360-like. Bases 1 to 762 code for a protein of 253 amino acids. NCBI's taxonomy places the organism in Eukaryota, Viridiplantae, Streptophyta, Magnoliopsida, Solanales, Solanaceae. The record is from RefSeq and is a predicted model, not a curated record. Gene Ontology annotation, molecular function: protein binding. The transcript is spliced from 2 exons.
AUGCGAAUGAUUCCUUCGUUAACUAAUCACUUGAUUCCUAUAUUUGUUGAGAAUGCACGUGGGUUGAAUACUCUAGCCUCAUCUCAGCCUCACUCUCCUACCAACCAUCCAUCAACUAUUGCACCUGUAAUUCCUGGUCCAGCUGCAGCAAAUAUCGCUGAGGAUCAAUUAAUAGACAUAAGGUUGAGGGAGGCUGCUAAAAAAGGAGAUGUUCAUCACUUGCAAAGCUUGAUCAAAGAAGUCCCUUUUCUGCUCAGCACAGUUUCAUUAGCAGGUAGUAAUGAAACUCCUCUGCACAUUGCUUGUUUGAGUGUCCAUCUUGAGUUUGCUAAGGAGAUCAUUCAUUUGAGGCCCGAAUUUGCAAGAGAACUAAACCAGGAUGGUUUCAGCCCUUUGCAUAUUGCCUCAGCAAAUGGGGAUAUAGAGAUUGUGAAGGAGCUCUUGAACAUUGACCAUAAUCUAUGCUUUCUCAAGGGGAAGCACAGAAGAAUUCCCCUUCACUAUGUAGUAAUCAAAGGCAGAAAACAUGUUAUAAAGGAGCUUCUUGUGGCUUCUCCAGACUCUGCAGCAGAAGUGACUGCUCGUGGUGAGACUUGUCUUCAUUUAGCUGUCAAGAAUCAUCAGUUUGAAAAUUUCAAAUUAUUACUUGAGAAUCUCAAAGAAUUCAACAAGUAUGGUCUUAUUGUUCAAAUAUGUUACAUAGAGUUGGUUAGCUGUUACAUAGAGUUAGUUAGCUACAGUGUAUUUCCUAAUGUUAGUUAA